Messenger RNA from Trematosphaeria pertusa, 420 nucleotides. RefSeq lists its product as uncharacterized. NCBI's taxonomy places the organism in Eukaryota, Fungi, Ascomycota, Dothideomycetes, Pleosporales, Trematosphaeriaceae. The transcript has a single exon. The record is from RefSeq and is a predicted model, not a curated record. Bases 19 to 360 code for a protein of 113 amino acids.
UCCCUCUGCCCGCUCCUCAUGUACCUAACCUUCCCGCGCGGCCCCUCAUCUCUGCACCCGUCCUCCGCCCAAACAUCAACCGACCGCCUCGCCUUCACGCUUAUAUCGACAAUGCUGGUUACCGGCCUGGCCAAUUGGCUGUACGUCGGCCCGCAGACGACGGAGAUCAUGCGCUUGAGGAAACAUCAGGAGACUAGGGAUGGUAAGAAGAGCUAUGAUAAGGGCCCGCAUAGUGAGGAGAUGAUGGCGUUGAAUAGGCGGUUUGGCGUGUUGCAUGGGGUUAGUAGUUUGGUUAAUUUGGUGGGGUUUUUGGGGAUGGUGUGGUAUGGCGUUUUGUUGGGGGAGGGGCUGAGGUUGUAGAAGGUGGGAUGUGCGUGUGUGGAGACAAGGGCAAGGCAUUUGGAUGGUUUGCAGUUCGUG